UCUUCAGAGGGGGGCGUACCAGCGUGUUUAUUCUUCGCACGCGUCUUCUUUUACAGUUAAUGUCUGUAUUAACAGAUAGGUUUUUUAUUUAUUUUGGCGGUGUUAUUUUUGUUGCUGGGAAGUUUGGUGGCUUUGCUCCCAGGAUUUAUCCAACUGGCCGCUGAACGUCCUGUCACUUGCCGUAGUAAUACAUCAUGUACAGUGUCUAACAGGCUGCUAGCUAAUCAGUCGGAUUGCUUGUUGGCUAAGCAGCUCUCUCCAGUUCUCCACAGCUAGUCCCACCCUCCACGGGGUGCGUGGUCGUCGUGCGAAGCGGUACUUUUUUUUCUUUUUUUCCCCCCUCUUCCAUUACCCACAACUCAGCCGGCAGCGUCGUUACUUAUUACACCCUUGACUGGGCUACUAGCAAAGCAAAAAUCAUCAAGUACGUUAGCUAGGUGACGCCAACGACAUUGUUGGCACUACGUGGGGAGAGACGUGUCUUCUAAGGAGGGAUACGUUCACUGUUCUCACACCUCCCGACUAAGAGGUUUGGUUUCAAGAAGCGACGGAAAACGAGCGAACGAGGAAGACUACACGGCGAAGGAGGGGACUGGCUACUUUAGCCGGUGAGAUUGAAUUCGCAUACCAAGAGCAAGCACUGCCACUGAGCCACACACAACCAUGAGUAUUGAGAUACCAGUGGGCUUGAAGGAACUGCUGGAGGGCUACACCGUAGAGGUGCUGCGACAACGGCCGUCGGACCUGUUGGAUUUUGCUGUCCAGUACUUCACCCGCUUGCGGGACACCAGGAGUCAAGACGGGGCCAGUGAAGGCAGCAAGACGGGAAAGGGGGUGAUGUUUGAUGGGGAGCCAAUGCAAACAGAGUCCAACGGAGACGACGAAGACGAUGACGACUCAGACUUUGAACCCCCACCACCAAGCAGAUUCAACAGAAGAGUGUCAGUGUGUGCAGAGGCAUUCAAUCCAGAUGAGGAUGAUGAAGACACAGAACCCAGAGUGGUUCACCCAAAAACAGAUGAACAGCGCUGUAGACUGCAGGAGGCCUGUCGGGAUAUCUUGUUCUUCAAAACACUGGAUCAGGAGCAGUUCUCUGAAGUGCUGGACGCAAUGUUUGAAUUAAGGGUUCAGCCCCAAGAGCAUGUGAUCGACCAGGGAGACGAUGGGGACAACUUUUACGUCAUAGAGCGAGGCGUGUAUGACAUUGUGGUAUCAGGAACAUGCGUGGGUCAGUAUGACAAUAAGGGCAGCUUCGGGGAGCUGGCACUCAUGUACAACACACCACGUGCAGCUACCAUCAUCGCCACCCAGGAGGGGUCGCUAUGGGGGCUGGAUCGUGCCACAUUUCGUCGACUCAUUGUGAAGAACAAUGCCAAGAAGCGAAAGAUGUACGAGUCUUUUAUUGAGUCUGUGCCCUUACUCAAAUCCCUGGAGGCAACAGAGAGGAUGAAGAUUGUGGAUGUAUUAGGGGCAAAGCAGUUCUCAGAUGGUGAGCGCAUCAUCACCCAGGGAGACAGUGCUGACUGCUUCUACAUAGUAGAAUCUGGAGAUGUCAAGAUCAUGAUGAAGAGUAAAACGAAGGCGGACCAUGCAGACAAUGCGGAGGUGGAGAUAGCGCGCUGUAGCAGGGGUCAGUACUUCGGGGAGCUGGCUUUGGUCACUAACAAGCCCCGGGCUGCCUCAGCCUAUGCAGUGGGCAGUGUCAAAUGUUUGGUAAUAGAUGUGCAAGCCUUUGAGCGCCUCCUGGGCUCCUGUAAAGAGAUCAUGAAGAGGAACAUCGCCCACUACGAGGAGCAGCUGGUGGCCCUCUUCGGCUCGAGCUUGGACCUGAAAGGCUGAGCCUCCCACUCCACCCUGCGUGCCUUCUAUUCACACACACACACGACAUCAUAAGCUUUACCCAUACUGUCCAAACAUGAGAAAUUGUAUUUGACCCACAUGCAAAGGAAUAAAAGACAAUUUUAUUUUGCACAUACACUGACACAACCACUUAGAUAUUCUCUUACACAUGCACUCUCUAAUAAAUCUACACGUGCGCUCACACACACACACACACACACACACACACACACACACUCUCAGUUGGCCAUAACCUUGUUUUGUUUUUUUCUUCACUCCACACAAGCUUCAAGCUUUCAGCACCAGUGUCUUAGCUGCAUUCACCUGUAUGCAGGUAAAAGCAGCGGUAGGACAUACAAUGAAUGCGUGCUCACACAUACAGGACGUUUUCAGAAACGCGUCACUACUCACGCUUUAUAUGGCAGUAUUCACAUUCACUUCACAUUAGCUAUAACAGCUCUGAGUUGCCUCAGCCAAGGACACGCAUGAACGCACACGCACGCACGCACAUCAAGGGGGUAAACUUAACUAAACAAACCACAUUUGCAAAAACACAAAAUGGAGCUGACAAACUUAAAACAUUUCGAGGAAAAUGCAAAAAAAAAAAAAAAAAAAAAAAGUAAUGAAGACAAGUUUUAGAAAACUUUUAUGAACAUAAAAACACAGAAGCUUUGAUAAAAUAUUUAAAUAUAUAUAUUAAAAAAAGUGUUUCCUCCUUGAGAGGUCAGGGUUCAAAACAAAGUAAGGACACUCCAUUUCUUCAUCUGUUGUUGAUUGAGUUCAGUUAGUGCUGGUGUUUAUUACAGUACCACAGAGAAAGUGGUAAAAACAAUAACAUCCUCCAUUUCUUGGACUUUGUUCUAUCGUUGACACCAUCACUUCAUUGUAUUCAAUUAAUUAUUAAUGUAUGUUAUGUUAUGUAUUGUUUUUUUGUUUUUUGACCAACUGAUAAUUUCAUCCAUCUCUCUAAAAACGGGAAAAAAAGCUAAUAAAAAAUGAUUAGUGCUUAUUUCUCCUCUAUUAUCUGAAUGAGUUGUCCUGAAUGAAAAAAACAAAAAAGACAAAAGAAAAAUAAAGCAAACUUUUUGUUAAAACAGUUUUUGCAUAUGGUAAUUGUUCUGUUUUUGUUGUGAUGUAGAUGUUUUUGGGAUCAAGGCAUUUUGAAGUUGGAAGCAUUAAUUCAAUUGAUUCAUGUUAGGCAUCGGUAUAUU
Molecule: messenger RNA, 3050 nt
Organism: Phycodurus eques (leafy seadragon)
Lineage: Eukaryota; Metazoa; Chordata; Actinopteri; Syngnathiformes; Syngnathidae
Gene: prkar2aa
Product: protein kinase, cAMP-dependent, regulatory, type II, alpha A
Exons: 11
Coding region: 664-1839 (391 amino acids)
Biological process (GO): regulation of protein phosphorylation
Cellular component (GO): cAMP-dependent protein kinase complex
Molecular function (GO): cAMP-dependent protein kinase regulator activity
Source: RefSeq, a predicted model, not a curated record